UGUAGGGACAUGGAUGCAGCUGGAAACCAUCCUGAUUUUUCUAAUGUAAUUUUGUUCUUUUCUGCAGGAUUUCGUAUUCAAUUUCAAAGGAAAUCUGAAAAAGAGAAGACAAACAAAGAAACUAAGACAGAAAGUGGAAAUGAAAACUCUGGCUACAAUUCAGAUGCACCAAAGACCACAGAAACCGCUUCUCCCCCUCCAAAAUUCUGUGAAUCCAGUGAUCCUGAACAAAGAAGCAGUAGCUGUGGCCCCCCUUGACAGGAGGCUGAUCAAUGACCACCCAGGCCAGCAAGUCAUCCACAGGCUUCUUUUAAUCUGGCCAGUCCUGAGGUCAGGAAUACAAUUGUAGUAUAGCAAAGACUUCCCCAAGCUCCACUGAGCACUUGGCUGACAAUUUACAACACGGUGAUGACAUCCUUCCUUUCCAUCCUGAGACUGGCCUGCAGCUUUGCCAACAUUACCUGAAGAGGAGAUGUCAGAGUCAUCAGAACUGAUACUUGACAGUGAGAGAAGGAAUUGAUUUUUCCAGAUUUCAAAGUAGAAUGUGACUUUUAAGAGGUUUCAAGGUUUAUGUGAAUUCCAUGAAGUUACUAAGUAAAAGCUGCAAAUUCAUCAUAUUUUUUCUUAACACUCAACACUGCUACUUGUGAAUCCAACAAAUGGUAGAUGAAAGUCUGUAUUCUACCAUGACUUUCAAAAGUUUUUAUUAUCUUAAAGCAUAUGAAGAUGAUAUUUAUGUAUAUUUAAUAUGUAGGGGUAUUAUUACAUAUUAUCAAUGAAAUAAAAGUAUAAAAAUUAGGGUCAACCAAAAAUCUACAAUUGACUUCAAAACUGAGCUCAGUUAAAGUAAGAUUCAGUUCUAACAUGGAUAUGCAUGUUCCUAAAUAUCUUAUGAUUGAAUAUUUACAUGAAGACCUUCAUUUUUAUCUGCCCCCUUAUCAAACCUAUUUGCAUCUCCUCAAAUGAAAGAGAUACGGCUUAUGCUUUGCAGAGGAUGGACCUCACCUACUCUGCACACCAUGAAAAAACUGGAAAUGGGCAUUGUAGUAUUUAAUUUAUAAAAACACCAAAAAAUGUGUAUUGCCUUUAACUCUUCACUAUUCAGGUGGUAGUUUAAAGAAUCACAGUGUUCAGGAAUCAAGCCUUUUCUGAGAAGGAAAACAAGAGCCUUCGGCAAAAAUCCUUCCCAUCUUCACAAUUAUCUUUGCUGACUGUACAUUCGCCUCAUUGAAAGUUAACAUGAAUGUUGUUAUGAAGAAUAAAUUGCUGCCUUUGCCAAA
This is a messenger RNA of Chlorocebus sabaeus (green monkey), 1280 nucleotides long. The record is from RefSeq and is a predicted model, not a curated record. Lineage: Eukaryota; Metazoa; Chordata; Mammalia; Primates; Cercopithecidae.